Molecule: messenger RNA, 173 nt
Organism: Pelobates cultripes (western spadefoot toad)
Lineage: Eukaryota; Metazoa; Chordata; Amphibia; Anura; Pelobatidae
Source: the annotation of a GenBank genome assembly
AUGGCUCAAGAGGCCCUCACACUACUCCAACGAGCCAACAUAGGACUUAUAGCAGACUCAGACCACGCCCCCACAACAGUACAAAUCCAGUCCCCCCUACAUAAACCCACUGAACGGCAAUGGAAGUUAAAUGAAAACCUAUUGCUCGACCUAGCGGACAAGGAACAAGCCAG